This is a messenger RNA of Hypanus sabinus (Atlantic stingray), 5071 nucleotides long. It is a transcript of the gene ak6, whose product is annotated as adenylate kinase 6. The record is from RefSeq and is a predicted model, not a curated record. Gene Ontology annotation, cellular component: cytoplasm; nucleus. Gene Ontology annotation, molecular function: AMP kinase activity; ATP binding; ATP hydrolysis activity. Bases 72 to 590 code for a protein of 172 amino acids. NCBI's taxonomy places the organism in Eukaryota, Metazoa, Chordata, Chondrichthyes, Myliobatiformes, Dasyatidae. The transcript has 5 exons.
AGCCGUGACGCAGAGGGAGGCGGCUCAAGUCGAGCGAAAGACCCCACGGGUGGGUGCUCGUGUCUAUCAGCAUGGAGAGACGGCCGAAUAUCCUCCUCACAGGUACUCCAGGUGUUGGGAAAACCACCCUCGGUAAAGAGUUAGCUGGAAGAACUGGACUGACGUAUGUGAAUGUGGGAGAACUGGCAAAGGAAGGUCAGCUGUAUGAAGGCUAUGAUGAAGAAUAUUCGUGUCCCAUUCUGGAUGAAGACAGGGUGAUUGACGAACUUGAGGAGAAGAUGAAUGAAGGUGGGGUAAUUGUGGAUUACCAUGGGUGUGACUUCUUCCCAGAGCGAUGGUUCCACAUUGUCUUUGUCCUUCGAACAGACAACUCAAUCUUGUAUGACAGAUUAGAAAACAGGGGUUACAGUGGGAAGAAACUUCAAGACAACAUACAGUGUGAGAUUUUCCAGACCAUAUAUGAAGAGGCAAUGGAAUCCUACCAAGAGGAGAUAGUGCAUCAGCUGGCCAGCAACAUGCCCGAGGACAUGGAAAGAAACUUGGAACAGAUUGUACAGUGGGUUGAACAGUGGAAGAAAGAUAACAAUUAAAUGCUAGCAAUUAAGGACGGUUUUGGGUUUUCCAAGCUGGGGUCCAUGGACCCUUUGCUUAAUGGUAUUGGUCCAUGGCAUAAAAUAGGUUGGGAACCCCUGGCUUUAGAAGAUUGAUUGCUGGCUUAAAGAGAAACUAGUUUGUUGAGACAGCUGGUUUUCAUCGGGCUGUCUGUAACAAUGUGAAAGAGCACAGUGGAAAACACAAAACAUUUUGACUGUACAGAUAUUUGCUUGUGUAUUUAAAAACAGAAUUGUAUAAUGAUCAAUGCAGACAUUUUGCUAUUAAACCAAGAUGUAUAAGUCAAUAUUGUUAAAGCUGAUAAAGAAUUGAAGAAAUAUCAUUGCUUUUCAUUUACAGGUUGCAUUUGCUCUCAGUUCUGUAGGAACUAAAUACUGUUUGGCUGAUAGAUUUGGUUGUCUGUUGUAUCCAACAAUGACAGAUUUGUGCAGUUCUUCUGUUAGAUGAUUUGAAUUGCACAAACAAACCCGUGCAGGAGAGUUUAUAAAGUGGAAAAGCCAUUGCACUUUGGCUCUCUUGACCUUGAAAGUCCGGGUCCAGUGGUACAAGUCGUCAUCACAACUGCGAUCUUCAUUGGUUGCAGUGACUUCUUCUGUGUCUGGUCGUGCCGUUUCUCUGUAUGAAGUGUUGAGGAAAUGCCCGCCACUCUCACUUGAUCUCAUCCACCCAAUCUGCCAGGGCUGACUUUCCGUGCUAGGACAGGCAUGUCCCUUAUAUAGUUAUGAUAAACAUACAAAAACAAAGAUAUGGACAACCAAGCUGUGUGCUGAAGUUGCAGGAUUGCUUGUGAUGAGGAACUUGCCAAUGAACCAACUGUUCAUUGGACUGUACCGUCAUUUCUGGGUCAGAAAGUUGUGAGUUAAAGUCAUCAAAGUUCAAAGUAAAAUCUUAUCAGGGUACAUACGACCCUGAGAUUCUUUUUCCUGCACGCAAUUUCUGCAUUUCCUACUUAGCAAAUGUAUAGAACAGUACCUGUAAACAGGAUCAAUGAACAUGAACUGGCCCAAGUCAUGUUCCAUAGACUUGAGCCAGUAACAGAAGGAAAUAUUCCAGAGCAAUCUUGAGGGAGCUUUGCACUGGUGUAAAUGCCUUUGAUUUAAAUGUGUUUAUCUUUGAGAUGCACCUGGGUGAAGAAAAGUAUUGUUAUUUUUGUUACUGAAUUGGAAAUUUAUAAUUAGAGCUAUUCUAUCAAUGUAAAAAAUUAACUAUUCGUACAGAUUCAGUACUUUAGAGUGGAAGAUAUUUAAGCCAUGAAAAAGAAAGUUAAAAUGAUAAUGCAAAACAUAUAGUAGCUAUCAUAUAUUUUGUAAUUUGACCUCUAAAGUGCAAUAAUGUGAUUUUGUUAUAAACAAAUUUGGUGGCACGACACAUGAUGAUGUCUCUUCGAGCACUUCUAUUUACAGUGCUAGAAAGUUUGUGAACCCUGUAGAAUUUUCUCUUUCUGCAUAAAUAUGACCUAAGGUGUGAUCAGAUCUUCAUGUAAGUCCUAAAACUAGAUAGAGAACCCAGUUAGAGAAAUAAUCGCAAAAACAUUAUACAUGUUCACUUAUUUAUUGAGAAAAUUGAUCCAAUAUUACAUGUAUUUAUUGGAAAAAGUAUGCGAACCUCUGGGUUAGUGUCUACUGCAAAAGCUAUUUGGAGUCGGGUGUUCCAGUCAAUGAGAUGGGAUUGGAGGUGUGGGUUGUAGAGGUGCCCUGCCCUACGAAAAAGAAACAUAAAGUCAGGUUACUGACAGAGCCUGCUCUUCUCAAGAAAGAUCUGUUUAUCUGCACCAUGCCUCAAUCAAAACACCUUUCAGAAGACCUUAAAAGAAGAAUUGUAGAGAUGCAUGAAGCUGGAAAAGGCUACAAAAGCAUUUCUGAAGACCUGAGUGUUCAUCAGUCCACAAUAAGAGAAAUUGUCUACAAAUGGAGGAAGCUCAGUCCUGUUGCUACUUUCCCUAGGAGUGGGCAUCCUGCAAAGAUCACACCAAGAGCACCACGUGCUAUGCUGAAGGAGGUGAGAAAGAAUCUAAGGGUAACAGCAAAAGACCUGAAGAAAUAGGGGGUUUUUUUUUCCUUUUUUCUUUCAAAAAAUAUUAACUUUAAUUUUUCUUACUGAUAUAUUGUUUAGCUUUGUUAAUCAGUUAUUUGCUAAUUUAAUUCUUCAUUGUAUAUAAUGACAUUAAUGUAUCUUUUUGUUGAUCUUCAAUAAUAAAAAAGAUUUUAAAAUGAGAAUGUACAGGUUGGUGGUAGGGAGUGCAAGCUUGUGUGAUGCUGUUGAAGUAUCAGCACUAGUAACUCCAAAUAUAUUCUUUAGGUGGCAGAAGUACACCAGGGAGAGAAACUGGCAAUUAUGGAGUACAGAUAAAGUGGGCUAAUUUAUUCUGGAUGGUGCCCAGCUCCUGAGUGCAGUUGGAGUUUCCCCUGUUCAACCAAUUAGAGCUAUUUGGGUAGCAGAUAAGUGAUAUAGUUACCACAACAAUUUACAGUGUGCCAGCUGUAAGACUGGGGUUGGAUUCCAGCUGCAGUCUGUAAGGAGUUUGUACACGCUCCUGGUGACUGCCUGGGUUUCCUCCCACAUUCUAGAGACGUACAAGUUAGGGCUGGUAUGUUGAGAGCAUACUAGGUUGACACCAGAAGCAUGGCAACACUUCUGGGCUGCCCAGCGCAGUGCUCGCGAUUUGACACAACACAUUUCACUGUAUGCUUCAAUGUACAUGUGAAAAAUAAAGGUAAUCUUGAAGAAAUAAAUGAAUAUAAUAUAAGAAAUAAUAUGAUUUUUUUCAUAGGGCUUGGAGCCUGGCAUGCCUCAAUGACCUGGAGAGCUGGAGCCAGGGCUCUAUGCUUUAGCUCUUGGUAGCGUCAGCCAUGGCAAACUGGUCAAAGCGUAGAGGCCGUAGUAAAAGUCCUUCAGGUUCAGAGUUUUAGUUCAAGGCUAACAACCCUGUUUGGUAAAACAAAACUGAUAUCGAAACAGCAAUGAAGAAUCCUUCAAUAUCUAUGUGUGACUGUAUGGACAGACAGAGAUGGAGCACCUUCAUUGCUGCCCUAAACACCAGUGGUGUAAUGGGCAGUAAAUAAGUCAUUUCUUUAAUCUGUUCCAUUCUGAUCCUCUCAUCGUGAAAUACUUAUGUGAGGCAAUACAAUCUGUGUGCACAAUUAGAAACAUAGAAAACCUACAGCACAAUACAGGCCCUUCAGCCCACAAAGCUGUGGGCCUUACUUCAGAAGUUACCUAGGGUUACCCAUAGCCCUCUAUUUUUCUAAGCACCAUGUACCUACCUCCAUCUCUCUCUUGUCCAUAGGGUCACACACAGAUAUAGAAAGAUUCUUCAUUGCUGUUUCGAUAUCAAUUUUGUUUUACCAGUCGGUUAUUACCCUGAGCUGAAAGGAUCAGGACUUUAAAUAUAAUAUAUAAAACUUAUAUAAAAAUAUAAGAGUGUUAACUUCCAGGUCUACUAGGUUCAUUCAAAGUGGAAAAAUAUUAAAGCCUGAUUCUCUAAAUUGCAGGGAAAGUGAGGAGAGGAAGGGAUGAAAGGAAAGGACUGUUGUAGGGAGCUCAAAUGUCAAAAAAGAUAAUAAUGGAGUGAAGUGAAAGGAUUUGGGAAUGGGAUAAGUGAAAAAACCCCGUACCAUGUUUAUUAUCACUGACCUAUAGAACAUUACAGCACAGUACAGGCCCUUCAGCCUGCGAUGCUGUGCUGACCGUAUACCCUACUCUAACACCAAUCUAACUCUUCCUUCUUGUGUUGCUCUGCAUUUUUCUAUCAUCCAUGUUCUUAUCUAAGAGCCUCUGAAAUGUUCCUAAUGUAUCUGCCUCUGCCACCACCCCUGCCAGUGCAUUCCAGCACCCAUCACUAUGUGUAAAGAACUUAUCUCUGACAUUCCCACCCCACCCCUAUAUUUUUUGUCACAUUCACCUUAAAGUUAUGCCCCCUCAUACUAGCCAUUUCUGCCUGGGAAAAAGGCUCUGCCUGUCCAAUCGUUCUAUGCCUGUAAUCUAUUUUGUUAAGAGUAGAUUUUUCAGACCUCUCCUGGCACUGUCAACUCUCUGACUCUCAUUGGAUAGGGAUCACCAGGUUGCAUGUGAAUGAGCAUUCUUUGAGAGGAGGUGGGUUCUCUGAGACCCUCAGUGCUGACUGUUGCUGCUGUGCAGUUUGCCGCUGAAAUUUUCCGAAACUGGUGGAGUUAGUUCAGUGGUCAGUGGCACCUGGCGUGCUGUGUUACAGCCCUUGGCAAGGGUAACUGCAGUAAUGUUGCAUUAACCAAAGCUUGGUAAAUACCGUAUAUUAAAACUUGUUCAACCUAUGCGGUUUAUCACACAGUUCUCCAUCCGGGGAGCUGCAUAUUAAAUAAGUCUGUGCCCUCUGUAAGUAAAAACAUAGUUUUGAGUAUUGAAAGUUGAAAUGUAUCAGAAGCUGGAAAUAUAAGCGCCUUUGUAAAACUGUACAUGGUAACCUCUUUAAUAAACAAAUUAA